GAAGGUCCGCCGUCGAAGUGUGGAGUUUCUUCUCUUCCCGGAAUAAAUCCUGGAAAGUGAGUGGAGAGUGCUUAUCAAAUGACAUAAGGAUGGACCGUCGAGGUCUUAUCAACGGUCUCCCCAAGCCGAUUCCCGGAGGAGAUCGCAGAUCUGCUAGAGACAAAGGAACGCGGUACAUUCGCCGACUGUUCCAUUUUCAGCACAUGGACUUCCAGUUCGCGACCUGGCAAAUGGCCUCUCUGUUUUAUUCCCCGCAGAAGGUCUAUCGGAAUUUUCAAUAUCGAAAGCAGACAAAAGAUCAGUUCGCCCGCGAUGAUCCAGCGUUCCUCGUGCUCCUCUUGAUGUGGAUGAUCGUGUCGUGUGUUGCCUUCGUCGUCCUGCUCGGCAUCCACUUCUUGGGCUUCUUCAAAUUUUUGCUAUGGACGAUUUUCAUCGAUUGCGUUGGGGUUGGUCUCGUCGUCGCGACGAUCGUGUGGAUAAUAUGCAACAAAUACCUCAUCAAGCCUUCGUGCCGUCUCACCGAAGACGUUGAAUGGGGAUACUGUUUCGAUGUUCAUCUCAAUGCAUUUUUCCCCGCGUUGAUAAUUCUACACCUGUUCCAACUCUUUUUCUAUCACAUCGUUAUACGGUACGACACCUUCGUGAGUCGAUUCUUCGGCGACACGCUUUUUUUGAUUGCUUGCGCCUACUAUGUGUACAUAACGUUCCUCGGAUACAGUGCUCUUCCGAUUCUGAGGAAUACAAAAGUUUUCCUCUAUCCGAUGGCAGCACUGCUGGUCCUUUACCUGAUGUCGCUGACGGCAGGUUUCAACCUUUGUCGAACGCUGGUGGAUUUUUAUCAUUACAGAGUGAUGUAAAUAAGUGACUGAUGUGAGUGUAAAUAUUGCCUCAUUGUCCAGAGUUAUAUAUGCGAUGUAUCGCGUUUAUUGAGCUCAACGGACGGAGCUUACAGAAGCCGAUGAGCUCACGGAGAGCUGUAUCCUAGAAGGUCCGAGGGGAGAAGAUAAAAAUUG
This is a messenger RNA of Galendromus occidentalis (western predatory mite), 1013 nucleotides long. RefSeq names its product Unc50 RNA binding protein (gene Unc50). Bases 90 to 857 code for a protein of 255 amino acids. Gene Ontology annotation, cellular component: Golgi membrane. The record is from RefSeq and is a predicted model, not a curated record. The transcript is spliced from 4 exons. NCBI's taxonomy places the organism in Eukaryota, Metazoa, Arthropoda, Arachnida, Mesostigmata, Phytoseiidae.